Erigeron canadensis is the source of this 897-nucleotide messenger RNA. RefSeq names its product tetraspanin-15. The record is from RefSeq and is a predicted model, not a curated record. Gene Ontology annotation, biological process: auxin-activated signaling pathway. Gene Ontology annotation, cellular component: plasmodesma; plasma membrane. The transcript is spliced from 2 exons. Lineage: Eukaryota; Viridiplantae; Streptophyta; Magnoliopsida; Asterales; Asteraceae. Bases 1 to 897 code for a protein of 298 amino acids.
AUGGCUGAAAAUGCAAAUUCACCAACAAUACAUGAUGUAAUCGGAGUUGAUGAAAAUCCUAAAACCCCAACUACUCCUAAGGCUGGCAAUGUAAAAGAUCGAAUUCCCACUAUGCCGGGCUCUAUAAAAUCAAUCUUGUUUGCGUUAAACACGAUCACAUUCCUUCUUUCUUUCCCCGUCCUCUUUUGUAUCGUAUGGCUUUUAUACGUGAAAGAAAGUCACUGUGAACAUUUACUACCCUUGUCAAAGCUACAAGUCGGCGUUGUAGCUGGGUUGCUUGUCUUGUUUGUUAUUAGCAAUGCCGUGGUGCUAUUGAGAUCACGGUUCAUAAUGUUGGCAUUGAUCGCGGUUAUGGUGCCACUCAUCGUGAUUCUCACAAUAGGUUUUGCACUCGUCGGGGCAUUCAGAUUAGACGGCGGAUUAAUUCCAGGCUCACCAUCAUGGAUUAAAAUAAUGGUCAGCAACGAUACUAACUGGAAUGCAAUUGAGACUUGUAUAUACAAAUCAAGAACAUGUCAAGAUUUGGCCGUACAAUCAUCCAUGAUCGGGUCUAAUGAUUUCUCAAGGAGACAUCUCUCUCCAAUAGAGUCGGGAUGUUGCAUACCGCCAUCAAAUUGUGAUAUGACUUACGUGAGUGUGACUUAUUGGGAAAAGAAUCCCGAAGCCGAUGAUAGCUCAAAUGGUGGCUCGUAUAAUGGUGAUUGUGAUGUGUGGCAAAACAAGGCUACCAAGCUUUGCUAUGAGUGCCAUGCGUGUAGAAAAGGAUUUAUAAGCACCUUAAGUCGGAAAUGGUAUAAGCUUGGAGUAUUCCUUGUGGUAGAGACAGUCUUGCUAAUUGUUUCCCAUCUCUUGUUAUUUGUGGCUACAAUGUGGGAACGUACUCACGCAUCAUGGUAA